This is a messenger RNA of Girardinichthys multiradiatus, 1070 nucleotides long. RefSeq lists its product as uncharacterized. Lineage: Eukaryota; Metazoa; Chordata; Actinopteri; Cyprinodontiformes; Goodeidae. The record is from RefSeq and is a predicted model, not a curated record. The transcript is spliced from 4 exons. Bases 228 to 1070 code for a protein of 280 amino acids.
GCAGGGAUGCAGUCGUUGUUUUAUCCGUAUCUAGGGCAGUAGAUGAGGAUAAUCAGCCGGUGUGAGGCGAGAGGAAGCAGGCAGACCGGUUUAGCACGGUUCGGCACGGCUCGGAUCGCUCCAGAAUCCUGCUUUAAGCUCUGAUCGGUCAACAGGGUUUCAUUGUGGUUCGGCUGCAGGGGGCGCUCCAAUGCGGGAAAACCCAGGAUUCAUCUGAGAAGAGAAUCAUGGAGGGAAGAUGUGACGGUCCUGCAGUAUUGGAGUCCAGUUUGACUAAGAGGAAAAAAUCCGACGUUGGGAGGAGACUGGAAAUGACGGGGCACCAGAACCUGCAGGCUGCUUCAGGUUCUGCUCAGAAAAUCCCAGAAUCAGAGACUGAAGAGUCCAAGGAUCAGAGGACUGAUGGGUCGGAUCUUAGGAGAGUGGACAACAUCUGGAGGAAUUCGGAUCAUGCUUUUCCCCUGGAUGAACUCUCUGUUACUGGGAACGUCGCUGCUGCAGAGAAACGGUUCCUCGGUGACUCAAACGGAGACGGUGAAACUCCUCCCUGCAAACACAAGACGGAUUUACAGCCUGUUUGGAAAAGAGAUGAACUCCAGCCUUCGAAUGACCGAACAGAUGCUGAAAGACAAGCUUCAUCACAGACCAGACAGAGCAGCAAGGAAAACAUCUACCACUCAGUUCUUCACCAGCUGCUGGAGCUGCAGAAACAUAAGCCUGGCAGAAAGCACAAGAAGAAAACACUCAUGAAGAUGGCCAAACUGUUAGUAAUAACCAGGGGUUGGGAUCGCAGGGAAAACCAGAGAUUAAGUCUGGAAGAAGAGUCCAGCCUGAAGGAAGACAUUUUUAAUUCCAUGAGCAGAAAACACGCUCCUGGGGCUGGAAGAACCGAAUCCAAGCCUGAAAUCCAGAAAACAGCUCAAAAUCUUUCCCGACCAUCCGAUCCGAAUUCCAGUUUAAAUCCAGCAUCAGACGAGCAGAAGGAGUACAGAGAAAUCAGCUCAGAGUUUGUCAGGAAAGAAACAAAAAUCCCUCCUGACAGCAGAGAACAAGAACUCACCUCCCACUAA